Psylliodes chrysocephalus is the source of this 648-nucleotide messenger RNA. Lineage: Eukaryota; Metazoa; Arthropoda; Insecta; Coleoptera; Chrysomelidae. The record is from the annotation of a GenBank genome assembly.
AUGAUAGUUUUGAAAAAACACUUAGCUCAAGAUUGUGGAAAAGAAUCAAAGUAUUCCUGUGAUUUAUUUUUAGAACGCCACGAAUGUAAAAACUGCAACAAGCACUAUAAAAACGUAGGAGAUUUAAGAAGACAUCAAAGAUUGGAAUGCGGAAAAGAACCAACUAACGAAUGCACUCUGUGCGGUUAUAAAACUUAUAGAGCGCCAGAUUUAAAACUUCAUUACUUAAGACCAAGAUUUGCCUGCAGCAAAUGCUUAAGAACUUACAAGUACAAAUAUGACUUGAGAAAACACGUUUUAAACGAAUGUGGAAAGGAACCAACCCGCGAAUGUACUAUGUGUGAUUUUAAAACAUUCAGAACCAACGGUUUAAAUAUCCAUUACAAAAGUGUUGUCUUCUGUAUGCAAUGCGGAAGGUCAUACAAAAACCUCCAGACUUUAAGGAUGCACGUCAAAUUGGAUUGCGGUCCAGUGGCGUGCCCGAAAUGCGAUAAACUGUACAAAAACGCCAACAGUAUGAAUUCACACUUUUAUCAAGACUGCGGACGUGCUAAAAGAUUUUCUUGUUCGUUUUGUCCAGCUUGCUUUAAGAGAAAACAACAACUUUUGGUACACAUGUCCAGAAAACAUCAGUAUUAUAUGCCCUGA